UUUGUAUGUUUGUUGACUUAAUUCUUGCGAGAAUUUAGUAUCUCUUAUUCUUUUAUAUCGCUUAUUUCUUCAUGCUCUGUCAGGCAUCAACCACUUUCUUAGCAAAGUUUUAUUUUUCUUCACCCAAUUUUUCACACCCAGCCUCCCAGAUUAAGUCACCACCUCCCAUCUAACAAAGUGAUUUAUUCUCCUUUCUCCUCCCCCCAACUGCAAAAAAUUCCUCAUUAAUUUUUCAAUUCUAAAUGCUAUCUUCCUAGGGAUCUUAAAAAGUGAUAAGAAACAAAUAGGUAUGCUUGCCAAAAUAGAUUGUACAAAUGUGAGCCUUCGUCACCUUGAUAAGCAAUUCCUUUUUCACCCAUCUAAUUUCUUUUGAAUGCUUUCAAUAAUAGAGUACCAAAAGCUUACUGAUAAAGUAUUCCUGGUAGAUAGUCACAAGUAGUUCAAAGGCCACCCAUCAACCUCACAACCUAACCUACCUGCAACCCUAUAUAACUUCUGUAACUUCUCUCCGUGUAUUAAUCCCUAACAACAUACUUAGACGCAUUGUGACAACAAUAUUUAAGGGGUUUGUAAUUUCAUUGAAGAUGACCUUUAAAUUCGUAAAUCAUCCAUCCAAACAUAAUUUUUUCUUGAGAAAUUUUAGAACGUCGCACAUUGUUAAAGUUAGGCAAUGAUGAUAUAACUUGUAAAGUGUUGUCAUGAUCUAAUCAAUCGGUAGAUGUUGUGGAUAGGGAACUAGAUUGGGGUAAACUAAUGCACUAGAUGGUGAAGAACUUCCACUUUCCAUUUUCACAGAAUACACCUCCUUCAACGUACCUUUUAGGGGGAAAAUUGUUUCUUGCUUUCCAAGAAGUUUAUAUGGGAAAAAGUUUUUAAUUUGUGCUAUAGUAUUUAGCUAUGUACAUGUUUUUUGUAAUUUUCCGGUCCCCUUGCCCGUGUGAAAACAUUUUAUAAAGUAGAUUGACUUUACUCCUUUCUAAUGUGCCAAGUUCUAGCACUAAUCAUUUGACCACGGGGCAAGCAAGAUGUGUGUUUUCAUUGCGCUUUGUUCUAUCGACACUUAUUGAUAUUAUUAUUAGUGUCUCUUUUGGAAGACUAAUAAAUAUGGCAGCUUUGCUCCAUAGCUGAAAGGUGUUGGGAGGGACCUAUGAAACAUUGAUACUUUGCUAUGGCUGGCUUAUCCGUAUAGGGCAAUACACGUCAGAUAUUCAAGGAUACAUAUCGGAUACGGCUCCUAAGUAUUCAAUAAUAAUAAAAUAUGUGGAUAGUUAGGGGAAUGUUUGUAUUAGGGCAAUAUAUUUAAUUUUUAGAUUUAAUCUUUAUCAUCUCCUUUCGAAGCCACAUACAAUGCAAUAUAUCAAUAGAAAUUCAUACGACUUUAAAGAAACAAGGGUGUUUAAGGAUUAUUUACUAUUACAUGUCAAAUUUUUUAUACUCUAACCUUAGCAAUAAAUACUUCUAAGUAUACCAACUAAGUAAAUAUUGGUUUUGAUUUUUUUAAUUAGUCACUUUCACUUUGUAAAUAUACCAUAAUUUGACGAUAUAUACUAUUUUAAAGUACAAUUUUUUUUGUUAGUUUUGCCUAUUAUUGUUAAGGAAUUACUAAAAUAUAUAAUUUGUAAGUCAUUAGUUAAUAGUAAAAAUAUAAAAUAUAUUUUAUUACAGACGUAUCAUAGUUGUUGCGGUAUCCUAUUUUUUAUUUUAUUUUAUUAGUAUCGACGUAUCCGUAUUGUAUCAUACUUGUAUCUGUAGUGGUGCUUCAUAGGGAGGGACCUAGCCCUUAGGUUUGGACGGAGUUGUUGAUGUGUACCACUAUUAGGAUGAAGUGCAGUCUCCAAAUGUGUCCAUCAGCACAAUUAGCUUUCUUUCAUUCUGAGAAAUACUUGUGGUUCAAGAACCAGGCAUCAGUGGUUGUAUUUGACUUCCACAGUUGCUAUUUAUUCCCACUUCUUUAGUUUUGAUGGUUGUACUCUGGCUGACCCGUGCCAAUUGAUGUUGCUGUUAACUGUUAAUGCAGUUAUGUUGGGUUGUAAAGCGAUAAGGAAGGUUUUCCAGACUAAGCUUCAUAUUUUAUUGCGGAUUGUGAAAGGUUAACCCUCUAUAGUUAUCAACAAGAUAUAUUCCAGCUCAAAGCCUUUGAGAUCUGCUCACUGGAUUCUCCUCUUUUUUCUUCUUCCCCCUCUUCCCCUCUUGGCUUUUGGGUGUUAAAUAACAGGAUACCUGUUUUUAGUGAAACAAUAGAUGUCAAUUUUGAUUAUCAUGAUGAAAUAUUGAACAACCAUUCUUUUGCUAUCCAAUGUAAAAUAACAGCCACUUUCCCCUUGCCCGUCAUUCCCUCUUAGGUUUUGGGUGUCGAUCUUCUGAGUUCUUUCUUAGUUUUUGACAGGAUUUCUGUUUUUGGUAAAAAAUGUAUGAUGUUAAAGAAGUCCGCACAAAAAAUGAAUGAAAUUGUAGCCUGCAAAUUCCCUAGGAAGUUCGAUUGUUAUUUUACUUUGGAUGGCAACUGGAGACUUUUGUUUCAGUAUUUUGCACCGUAUUAUUCUUAUUCCAGUGCCAUGAUAUCCUUAUGCAACACCUAUUCUUGUGCUGUAGUGCCAAUGAGAGCAUCACUGUAUAUGCCUGUGAUUGCAGCAGCGAGGCCCUUGAGUGGGCUAAAGAAAUGAUUAAUGCUGCUGAUGGAAUCUCUGCUAAAAAUCUCUUCCAUCCAUUCCAAUGUGAUUUUUCUAGAAGUGGGGUACCAAAAUGGUUAGCAUGUGAUACUUGUCGACAAAUUUUUUCACAUACGCAACAUGCUUGCAUUUCAGAUAUUAAUAAGAAUAGAAGAAGAGAUUUAAAUGAUUUAACUUUCUUGAAGGAAACUAGCUGCUGCAUUGGUGGGGUUGAUUUUGUUACCUUGAUAUUCACUCUAUCAGCAAUACCACUCCUUGAGAUGCCAGCAGCCAUUGCAGAGUGCUUCUUUGUCUUAAAGCCUGGCGGCCUGCUCUUAUUCAGGGAUUAUGGUACUGGCCCAACAAAAUGUGAUCGGAGUCCAUAUAGAAACUUUCAAUUCAUGGAAAUUUUGGUUUUUGAUUUUUUAUUCAUUUGUUAUUACUGGUUUGAUUUUCUUUCCAGCAUCUGCUGAAAUCUAUUUUGUAUUAUAAUAUUUAGGCCUUUAUGACAUGACUAUGCU
Ilex paraguariensis (yerba mate) is the source of this 3169-nucleotide messenger RNA. The record is from the annotation of a GenBank genome assembly. Lineage: Eukaryota; Viridiplantae; Streptophyta; Magnoliopsida; Aquifoliales; Aquifoliaceae.